Molecule: messenger RNA, 1204 nt
Organism: Neocloeon triangulifer
Lineage: Eukaryota; Metazoa; Arthropoda; Insecta; Ephemeroptera; Baetidae
Product: DNA damage-regulated autophagy modulator protein 1-like
Exons: 6
Coding region: 289-1071 (260 amino acids)
Source: RefSeq, a predicted model, not a curated record
UAUCUUUCUUUCCUUACCUGCACUUUGCAACUGCAGUGAAGAAAUAAUAUUACAUCAGUCGUGGUUUUGCGUUUUUGCAGCUGCUCGUUUAAUAACAACAGAUACAGAAAAGUGCAUUCUUGGCAGGUUAUUGUUGCACUUGAGUUGCGCCGGUCAAGCUGCUCGGCUGUGUUCUCGUCCGACUCGUUCGCUGCAGAUACUUAUUAUGAAGAGCGAAAUAUAAACGCCAGCAGUUGCAGAGGUCGAAUCGGCGAGGAAGCUCUCGCAAGUUCUCCAAAGUGCUCGAAAAUGGACGUAAUCCUCAACCGGCCACACCUAAUUGCCUACUUUGCCGGCACCAUUUUUCCUUUCACCUGCUUCAUUAGUUAUGUGCUGGCGCUGGUUCUGGACCACAUAGGCCCGUGGAUUACCUACAUUAGCGAUGCCAGCACUGAUCCGCCGAUAAGUGGCAUAUUCGGAAUGCUGCUCAGCUACUCUAUGCUCGCUUUCCUGGCCACUGCGUAUUUGCGGAAACAGUUAAUAGACUUUGUGUUCGAGGAACGACCCGAAAUCGCCACAUCAAAGGUUCGCCUGUUCAACAACUUGUCCGUCUUGUUUGCCUUGACCUCGGUCAUAUGCCUCAUUUUCGUUGCCCACUUCCAAGUCCACACAUCCAUAUUCUUACACGGAACAAUGGCUUUUGUGGGUAUCGGAUUGGGAGUGAUUUACUGCUGUUUCCAGGUUGUUUGCACCAAAGCAAUGAUUCCAUUCUACACAGCCCCUUCACUUUUGUACCUGAGGCUGGCCCUUUCCGUCCUCAGUGCUAUCGCCUUUGCUUUCGGCGUCCUCUCAGGUCUGCUGUCCAUUCACAAAUUCAAAGGAAAAGAGCUUCACAGGUGGGCACCGGAAGACGGCGGUUACCUGGAGCACGCUGUGAGCUCCGUCUGCGAGUGGAUUCUGGCGCUGGUCUACUCGGCCUACAUCAUGUCUUUCGCACACGAGUUCAAAAACAUCCGCAUCCGAACGAUGAAAGUUGCCUGGAAGGGACCGGACAACGACGCGAAACUCGACUCGUCCAGAGAAGACGCAUAAAUCAAAAUCUUUUUAUUAUGUACAGACGAUUUUAAAAUUUAAAACAAUGUUAAUUUAUAAAUUUCAAAGAAAUGUACGUGCAUGAAGGAUAAUUUGUAUUCAUAUUGUUGAGAAGUAAAGACUUCAGAAUUAA